CGAAUUAAUAAUGAAGAUACCACAAUUUACCCCCAAUGAUACCGGAGGCCGGAACCCGGCAUGUUAUUGUCGUCCGCCUAAGAGACGCAGGGCCCCAGGCCCAAUCCCACAGAAUCCCACAAUGUCAGCCACCAAGGAGUCCCCAUAAUUACCGUCACACGCGUACCUGCCCAAUACAGUACAUCCUUGCCAUCCUUACGGAGCACUUCCGUCCUGCUCUUAUCAUCCGUCACCCGCUGAGAUCACCACUUUCUUAUCUUUCCCUCCCUUCCCACUCGCCCUGCUUCAACCUUCCCUUUUCUCCUCACUACUUCUUCGAGUCCUUCUAUCGGUUUUCUCUCGCCAUAUAUACUCCCAAUCCUUUCAUACACCCCAACACCAUCACAUACCUCGCCCACCUACUUGGACGCACACUCCUCCUUCCUCCCACCAACACCAGUCCACUCACUUCGGCUACUGGUGUAUCUCCCGACAUCUACGCCGGGAGACACCCACAAGAAUCAUUCCUCCUACCCAUGUAUCUCGCCCAGACGCUCGAUCAGAGUGCCUCCUCCGGCCACGGCUACGCAGCAAAAUACUAGACUGGCAUGAUACGUUAAGAUGAUGGUCCCGAGAGCCUUUCUCUUUACUUCUGCGCCACCACAGAAAGCGAUGCAGCCUUAUGGCCUGAAAGACCACCCUUUAUCCUUCGGCUCCGAUCACCUCGACCGUCCUCCAACUCAACAUGUGGAGAUGACCUAUUCGGCCAUGACCACUCCUGUGGUCAUCCCACCAAAACGUGGCUCACGUACCCCGAUGCAUCGAGAAGCGCGGUCCCGUACCCCUUCCAAACCGUCGGCCUCGUCUCGCAGAUCCUCCUCGUCUUCUUCUAAUGAUCGUCCUUUACCACCGUCGGUUGCCUCCAUGUUGGAUGCAACGGCGAUCCCUGUGCCACGCCGGUCGUGGUCCACUCGGAGGCCCCGCAAACUCCCGCGAGGGAACCAUGUGGAAGAGUUCAGCCGCAUCAUGCAGGAAGGACUGAAGUCCAAGGAAGAUUACCUGAUGGGAGGUACGGGCAACUCACCCUUGGAUAUUCUGUUGAGCCCACCGGACGAAGAGAACGAGAAGUAUUCAACCGGCCCCGAGUCGGAGAUGGAAUCCCCGUUCUCUGUGCGCUCGGUAUCAAGCGACUCGAUGCCAUCUUUGGAGCCCGAUCUGGGCUCUCCUCUGAGUUCACCUCAACCGCCCACCCCCGGCAGUCACAAGAGUUCGUCCGAGAGACGGCCGUUGCGAUAUUCACCUGCCGAAGACUGCGCUCUUGAUCACCCUCUACUCGAAACAGAUAUGGAUGAUUGUGAGAUUGUCAUAUUGGAGAGUCAUCAUGAACCGAUUAUGAAUGAUACAGUCUCGUUAAAGCACACUGCAUCCUCGCGAUCAUUCCCAAGUUUAAGAUCAUCCUUCAAGUCGAACCUCACAGCCUCCCUCCGAGCCAUCAAAUCUGCCGCUCAGUCGGUUUCAACCUUUACCACUCCUUCUGUCCAACCGGAAGACUUCCUCACACGGUCUUUGUUCACCAUCACUCCUGAAAUGACCGAUGACCGCCGUCCAGCGCCAAUGCAAGAGCCCCCAUCUCCAGCUCUGCGACGGUACUUAAAUCCCACCCCCAUCUCUCCUGCCGAGAUGUGCGUCUAUCACGAUCACCCUCACGAUAGAUCCGACCCAAACAGUACCUGUGCUGUCUCGAUUCAAAUGCAAACCUACCGCCGCUCCCGAGGCCGGGGUAACCGGCGCAGCCACUUCCACGUUGUUGCACCCAAGAACCGCGAUCAAUAUCAUACGUUCGAUCCGGAGGUACCACCAAUGUCACGUCAGCGUGAACCUCGCGAGAACUGCGAUUUCCUCCGUAUGGUCGUUCUCGAGAUGAACAUGCGUCGUAGUGGCAAGCUCCGUGAGGAUAUUCCCACACGGGCGCGCAUCAUGCUCCCUCCUCGUAAGAGUAAUCCCUAUCGUUUGACUGGGGACUACGAGUAUGGUGAUGAUAACGACGCCGUGCCGGCCCGGUGGGUAGGCAUCUUGGCUUGAACCGUCACCCCUUCAGAUAACAAUUACAACCCUUGGAGAAGCCCAAGGCUGCGCCGGGCGCAGCCGCUCUCUGUACAUGCACUUGACAUUUUUCCCUCUUUCUUGCACCAGCGCGGCGUUGGAUCCGGAUACAAGUGUUAGCCGACACCAUUUCCUUUCUCAUUUCUUGUGACAUACCCUUUUUUCGAAAUCUUUGACGGCCUUGAGCCUUGCUAUUUUCUAUAAACCCCUAAAUAUUUCUAAAAUCACAAAAACAUCCAAAAUCUCUCGGUUCUUUUUUUGCCUCAUUGGCCUGGUAACGGUAAUACUGUGUUCGCUCUCGAGCCGCCCUAGUGCUGCAUCGUGAUAUCAUCC
Messenger RNA from Penicillium brasilianum, 2415 nucleotides. The record is from the annotation of a GenBank genome assembly. NCBI's taxonomy places the organism in Eukaryota, Fungi, Ascomycota, Eurotiomycetes, Eurotiales, Aspergillaceae.